Molecule: messenger RNA, 1186 nt
Organism: Fundulus heteroclitus (mummichog)
Lineage: Eukaryota; Metazoa; Chordata; Actinopteri; Cyprinodontiformes; Fundulidae
Exons: 9
Coding region: 99-1058 (319 amino acids)
Source: RefSeq, a predicted model, not a curated record
CUGCUAUUAGCGCUUUGAAACACAAUCAGAGCGAACGUCCAGCAGCAGGACUCAUCUUUCUCUCCAACACUUGAAUAAAACAACAUCAGACCUCAGACAUGUCCUCUCAGCUUUUCCUGCUAACAGUCGUCUCUGCGAUGGCUUCCAGUCAGAUCGCUGCUGACAAGCUGCAGGACAGACCCAACCUGACCUGCCUCAGCUCCUCUGAUCCAGCUGCUGUCAACGCCACGCUGCUAUAUGAUGACCACAAUGAUGAAGGAGCUCUGUGGAGCAGAACCUCUGCUCCUCUUCCUCAGUGCUCCUCCUCCUCCUUCUCCCCACCUCCCUCCCACUGUGAGGUGUGUCUCCUCCAGGAGGAGGUCUACAUCCUCUGUGAUAACCUGCCAGCUGGAGCGGUUCUGCAUCUGGAGCGUCCUGGAUCAGCCAUCAGCACCAAGGAGAGCGGUUGUCCCAUCCUGCCCCCUGCUGGCGACUCUCAUUCAGGCUUGGUGUUUCUGAUGUUUCCUGCAGCAGAGCUCUCAUCUCUGAACUGCAGCGUCAUCAGACUUCCUAGCUGCACCUUCAGGUACCGGCCGGCCCAGUGGACCCGCUCCGCUGGCUGCAACGCGUUCUGGGAGGACCAUGACAGGGUUGUGAUCGCCCAGGAUUCUGAAUUCAACCAAACUCUCGUAGAGACUCUGACAGACGAGCACAUCGAGCUGAAGAUCUGCCAACAUCACCUGAGAUACACGCUGGACUGUCUGAAGGCUGUGCAGACGGUCGACUGCAGAGUGAACUGCAGCUUCUUGGAGCUCCAUGACUGUCCUCCAGCAGCCAAGUUCUGCUUCUCUGAAUCGGCGUGCUUCGACAGUUUUACUGCAGGUCUCUUCUUCGGUGGUGCAGCUGGUGCCGUCCUCCUGGUUCUGAUCAUCUGGUGGGCCGUCACCAAAUACAAACGCAGGAAAUCUGCAGCUGUGAACGUCUUGUAUGCUGCACCAACUGAUCAGGUUCAGAAACUAGAAGAUGGAGCCCUUGGGAAACAGAUCCACAUCCAUGCAGAACCUGCAGAACUAACUUAGACAAACCAUCCCGUCUGUUUAGAACAAAGUCUUCUGGGAAGCUACAGAGCUUUGAAAUUCAACCUCCAUCAGAUAUUCAUGACCUCAACUUACGUUCCUUGAACCCUUCCCUGUUAUGCCAGGAUGUU